GACGAUCACAGUCAAAUUCGACAAGCCAGCCGAAGUACAAUCGGUGACCAUUCCACGUGACAAGACGCAAGGUGCUAAUGUCGAACAGUUUGAAGUGACGUUCUACUCCCCCAAUGGAUCGAAAGUGAACCCAACACCGAUUCAAUCAACUGACAGUCCAAAGGAUGACAAGUCGAAACCAGCCACGGUGGACUCGAGCAAGAUUCCAGUCGAUACCCCAGUGUCGAAAGUAGAGAUCACAGUUGUGAAGACUACUGAUGACGAAUCACCGAAAGGUGUGGUGCUGAAAGUACGCGCAUGUGUUGAACCAACUACCGAUAGCAUGUCGCAAAGCACUCAGUUGUCGAGUGGAAGCGCAGUCCAAACAUCUUUUGUUACCUCGCGGGUGACAUGGACUUCUGGUGGAUCAUCAGCUCAACCAUCAACUUCCAACUCGGUGCAAACAAUAAAUCCAAUAUCGAGCUCCCCAACAAAGGUCUGCGAAACACCUAUUGAACUAACGAACUUCGGCUCACAAAUCUUUUCUCAAAUUAAAUUUAACAACCAAAACGUCGCUGCUGACGCACUAGCCAGUCCAUUCCCUCUUCCAGCAGUACCAACAGCGAUCUACAUACUUUUCAACAAAGAAGUAAUUAUUCAAAAUAUCUCAAUUGUCAAUCCGGCUGAUUCCAAAAUAACAUCAAUCAGUGCACUCACAGAGUUUGACAGUACCCCGAAAUUCAAUGAGAAUCCAAACAAUCCAAGUGUCAAAUAUUCUCCAUAUGUUGAAAAUGUCAUUCCAUUAACAGUUGUUAUACAUAAGACGAGCGAUGAUACCGUACCAACUAAUGCUCGUUUGAGUAUCGUUGGAUGUGCUCACCCAACCACACGGGUAACCAAAGCUCAAGUUGAAAACGAUACCACCAUUAGCGACACGCCCAUUACAUCGAGUACACCGACCAGUUCACUUCUCUCGACAGUAACAGCACAAUCUGGCGCUUCUCAACAAACAAGUACCCUCACCAGUGGAAGUGCAAGCACUUCAGUUGCUACUCUUCCAUCAACUAUCUUCGGUUCGACUGCAACUUCGAUAAUUACUGGCACAACAAAGAAACAAUGCGCGGAAAUGGAAGCCAUUGAUGAACCAACCAGCAAAAAGAUCACCGUCUUCCCAGAUGAUAUCCCCCAAAACCAGAAAACCGACUUUCAACCAACAUCAAACACUGGUGUCUCCUUCCCAUCGAAUGACAAGAAACCGACGAUCACAGUCAACUUCGACAAGCCAGCGGAAGUACAAUCUGUGACUAUUCCACGUGAUAAGACGCAAGGUGCUAAUGUCGAACAGUUCGAAGUGACGUUCUACUACCCUAAUGGAUCGAAAGUGAACCCAACACCGAUUCAAUCAACUGACAGUCCGAAGGAUGAGAGGUCAAAACCAGCCACGGUGGACUCGAGCAAGAUUCCAGCCGACACUCCAGUGUCGAAAGUAGAGAUCACAGUUGUGAAGACUACUGAUGACGAAUCACCGAAAGGAGUGGUGCUGAAAGUACGAGCCUGUGUUGAACCAACUACUGGUGCUUCAGGACAACCAACACAGUCCGGACAGACCGGCGGUUCAAGACAACCAACACAACCAGGUCAAACACCUGCUUCAGGACAGCCAACACAACCAGGCCAGACCGGCGGUUCAGGAGAACCAACACAACCAGGCCAGACCGGCGGUUCACGACAACCAACACAGCCAGGACAGACCGGCGGUUCAGGACAACCAACACAGCCAGGACAGACCGGCGGUUCAGGAGAACCAACACAACCAGGUCAAACACCUGCUUCAGGACAGCCAACACAACCAGGCCAGACCGGAGGUUCAGNAACACCUGCUUCCGGACAACCAACACAACCAGGACAAACCGGCGGUUCAGGACAACCAACACAACCAGGUCAAACACCUGCUUCCGGACAACCAACACAACCGGGACAGACCGGCGGGUCAGGACAACCAACACAACCAGGUCAAACACCUGCUUCCGGACUACCAACACAACCAGGACAGACCGAUGCCUCUGGCACAACAUCAGCUACUUCUUUGUUGUCGACAUUGUUCAGUUCAAGUACAACUUCAACAGUCACUGGCACUACUAAGAAACAAUGCGCGGAAAUGGAAGCCAUUGAUGAACCCACCAGCAAAAAGAUCACUCUCCUCCCAGAUGAUAUCCCGCAAAGCAAGAAAACCGACUUUCAACCAACAUCAAACACUGGUGUCUCCUUUCCAUCGAAUGACAAGAAACCGACUAUCACAGUCAACUUCGACAAGCCAGCCGAAGUACAAUCUGUGACCAUUCCACGUGACAAGACGCAAGGUGCUAAUGUCGAACAGUUCGAAGUGACGUUCUACUCCCCCAACGGAUCGAAAGUGAACCCAACACCGAUUCAAUCAACUGACAGUCCAAAGGAUGACAAGUCGAAACCAGCCACGGUGGACUCGAGCAAGAUUCCAGCGGACAGUCCAGUGUCGAAAGUAGAGAUCACAGUUGUGAAGACUACUGAUGACGAAUCACCGAAAGGUGUGGUGCUGAAAGUACGCGCAUGUGUUGAGGCCACCUCAGAAACCACAUCAACCGAUACCUCAUACAUUUCGACCGGAUCCACUAGACCAGCCGGAAGCCCAGGUUUCACCGGAUCAUCUGGCAGUCAAGGAUCAACAGGACCAGCCGGUAGUGAACGCUCAACAGGACCAUCUGGCAGUCAAGGCUCAACAGGACCAGCGGGUAAUCAAGGAUCAACUGCACCAGCCGGUAGUCAAGGAUCAACAGGACCAGCCGGUAGUGAAGGCUCAACAGGACUAUCUGGCAGUCAAGGCUCAACAGGACCAGCGGGUAGUCAAGGAUCAACUGGACCAAUCGGUAGUGAAGGAACCACAGGACCAUCCGGCAAUCAAGGAUCAACUGGACCAAUCGGAUCAACUGGACCAAUCGGUAGUGAAGGAACCACAGGACCAGCUGGCGGUCAAGGCUCAACAGGACCAACGGGUAGUCAAGGAUCAACUGGACCAAUCGAUAGUGAAGGAACCACAGGACCAGGGGGUAGUCAAGGAUCAACUGCACCAGGCGGUAGUCAAGGAUUAACAGGACCAGCUGGUAGUCAGGGUAGCACAACAGCUAUGGGCAGCUCUGGUUCUACAGACCAUGUGGUAAAUGGAACGACAACUAUUGGUGUGUUGGUUGGCCGCUGUCAGAAUGAAAACACCCUAGAUGAAGAAUUUGGUUUGGUUGGUGCUGAUUCUAUAACGGAAAUUACAAAAGGAGAAACGAAGUUUGUUGGGUAUGUGAUUCGAUCGAAUGGAACUGGUUGGACACCUUCAUCAGCAUAUUCGUCGCUGAAUAUCGAUUUUCGUCAUCCAGUUGAGAUCGGACGUAUUCGUUUGAAUGGUGAUAAUUUGAAAGAGUGGCGAUUAUAUUAUCAAACAUCUUCCGAUGUCUUCCCAGUGUGGGCGGCAUUUAAUAAUGGAUCUGUUUUGAAUGGAAUUGAGAUUGUCCUGCCUGAUACGUUGAACGCUACGAAGAUACGUAUUGCGCCAAAUGGUGACGCGAAAAAUAUACGUGUGGAGGUUUAUGCCUGUUCUGCUUUCGGUACAGAAACAACGACAACGGGUAUUCCAUGUGUUCUGACGGAUUGGUCGCAGUGGACACCUUGUAGUCGUACUUGCGGUAUCGGGUAUAAGACGCGUUCGCGGAAUACAACAGUAUCGAAGGGCUGCAGCAAAGAACAACUUGUGGAGCAUCAAUCUUGCACAGAACGUCGUUGCACAUGCACGCUUGACGAAGCAUUCUAUACCCGUGUAUUCAAAAAGGAGCCGACUGAGGACAAGGAAAUCGGCUAUAUCGAUACAUACGUCAAUGCCACGACUCAAGCACGAAAUAUCGUUUACAUCAAUGAUACUGUUGAGCAAGGCAUAAUAAUCCGCACUCGAGAUCGUUGCUACAUUGUGUAUUGCACAGCCGAUGGAUUGAAAUUGUCUGAUAAUCAAUGUCUGGUAACAACAACGACCAUUCAAACAACGACCCGAGUGCUAUCGACAACACCAAUAACGAAUACUACUCAGUGUACCAUGCAACAAUUUGAUAAUGCACCGAUCAAAGUUAAUAACGGUCAAUGUGUGUCCCGAAGUAGCUUUCCACGAGAGCGAUGUGGAGGCUAUUGUGAAUCAGAUAGUAGUGAUCAAUGUAAAUGUUGCGGAGUUGGAACAACCUACGUACAGUCAGUUCUUUUUGAUUGUUUCGUCGAUGGUUCAACAACAAAAACAGUAGAGAAGACCAUACAAAUCCGACGUAUUCAAUCAUGUAGCUGUAAUGUAUGCCAUGACAAAUGUUCGGUACGUCAAUAUGAUAGUGCACCGUUACGAAUCAAUAACGAUCAAUGUGUUUCACGCGAAAAUGUUCCUCGAGAACGUUGCAGUGGACAAUGUGAAUCUAAUGACGAUCAAUGUACCUGCUGCUCAGUUGGUGAAACGUAUUUGCAACCGAUCGUUUUCGAUUGUUAUAUUGAUGGCUCACGAACAGUAACUGAACCAAGAACUGUGGAAAUUCGCCGUAUUCAAUCAUGUAAUUGUAAUGUAUGUUCAAAUGGUAACUGA
Messenger RNA from Adineta ricciae, 4612 nucleotides. The record is from the annotation of a GenBank genome assembly. NCBI's taxonomy places the organism in Eukaryota, Metazoa, Rotifera, Eurotatoria, Adinetida, Adinetidae.